GGGAAGGAGGGAGGGAGAGAGAGAGAGAGGUGUGCAGGGACUCAGGAAACAUCUCGGCCUAGGGGACGCAAUCCCCUCGGCAGAAUGGGGUCCCGACCAUCUCGAGAGGGCACUCACUCAAGAGAGCAAGACCAGGCCAUCCCGAACAGGGGCAGGUGGGGACCCCGCACCUAGCAAGCUCGAGGGGUGUUGGGAACUUGGGCUGGGGAAUGCGAGAAGGGCUCACCUCGUUGACCUCGCGCGCGUACCGCAGCGCCCUGUGCGUCUGUGAGCCCUCAGGCACACACCCACCAAAGGGAGACCCACGGGCCGAACGGGCUCGUGGCUGCAUCUUGUAUAUCUGAGCUAGGUUAGAAGUGAUUUUGCCCAGGGAUCCGAUGAGAAGAGUCUGGGUUUAACAGAAUAGUUCUGGAGUAAGAUUUAAAAGGUACAGGUAAGCUCCACCCGUGUGUGCGUGUGUAACUCCUAAUAAACAUGUGUAUAAUUUUUAGAUCCACAUGUGCUGCCUGCUUCCCCUGCUCCUGUACUUGGUGAGAGGCUCUUUCUGAACAAAAACUGGAGGAAAAUCAGGAAGGCGCUCGCGCUCGCACACAUACGCACACGAACCGCCCACAAAUGCAUUGCAUUCCACAGCGGAGUAAACACGAGUAUUGUACAGUGUUGGAUUGUUUAUGUUGGUGAGGGCUCCCUUUACUGAAGUUAAUAGGAAGUUACCUGCAUAGAAGGACGUGGACUGCCCUUGACUGAGCUCUUAGGAUGUCCACAGCCUGUACCCAGCCCUGAGCGGCUGCACCCUAGUCUAGGUCACCCGGCAGGGCUCUAGGCUGCUUAGACCCUCAGUCGAUGUGUAUCCGAGAGUAUGUCUGAAGAUAAACAAAGGACCAGUGCAUUGCCUGUUUUUUUUUUUUCCUUUUGUUUGUCUUGAAAGCCUGGCUCCCUUUGAUUAGUUAAAUAAUAUUGACAUCAUAUAUUAACAUAUCCUAUAUGGUUAAUUAUGUGUGGUAAUUAGUUUAAUUAUUUGAUAUAACAGCUAAUUCAGGAAGACCCGGGGCCCUGGGAAUCCUGUUAAGUGGAUUUCUCUGGUAGAAGGUUGCUGGGCUUUGAGAGGCAGUGGGGGAGACUCCUUCCCUUUGCUAUAGAUACAGGUUCAUCUUCUGAUACACCCUGAGACUUGAGCUUCCUGGGAGGACCAAAGACUAUUUUGGUAACUAGCAUAUGUUGCCCCCCUCCCCCUUUUCUUUCCCUUCAUGAAAAAGCUCUUCAAUAAUCAUGCAAGUUAAUGGAAAAGUGAUCUAUUCAUUUCACAAGUAUUAUUUCAGGACAAGAUUCUUUUUUUUUUCAUCAGGUGGUGGUCAAGAAUCUUGCAUCAAAAUCUGCAUUAUCAUUAUUGCAGUAGUGUAUUUAUCCACUUGGACAGAGAGCUAGCUGAUUGUUCCAAUUCUUUAUCCAAAUGUUAGACUAAAUAUGCCAGGAUUUACACAUUCAAAUAAAUGCAUAUUUCUCCCUUUCAGAAGCCUCAUCUUGGCAAGCUGUGUACUAAUUCUAGUGAUGCUGUCACUGCCGAGAAUAAUUUUGGAACCCCUGCCUUGGAGUUGCCUUUGGAGUUGGCAGCACAUUUAAUGAAUUGCCUCUGUGAUGGCAAACCUGUCUCUGCUGGGAAACGGCCAAACACCAUGUGGGGCCAACUUCGCUGGGGAAUCGAAGUUGUCAUAGGAAGUACGUCCAUUAAUGUAAUGAAAGUCCUCUUGCAGGACUAGUGUCUCUAGAAGGGUCAUGCAGUAAAGGGCAUGUGGAUGUGUUUACGAUUGUAAAGUAGUUGGUUUGAAAUGCAACUUGCAGUUGGGUGUUUGUGCCCUGGUGUGUGUGUAAGAACUGGUCCUGGAGCACCAUGUUACACACGAUGGCCUAUUGGGCUGGAGAGAAGAAGGCUUUCUUCUCCCCUUCCAUUACUCUUUACCAUGCUGUUUCCAUACUGUGCAUUUUUACAAAACACAAAAUGAACGAAAGACUUAUUUUUUCACAAAAAAUGUCCCCAGAAACUCACUUACCCCAUGGGUCGUUAAUGCCUGGUACCCGAGUUUUAAAGUAGAAAGAUCUCUAUAGAACCAAGAAGAGAAUGAUUUCCAAAAACCCAUUUCAGUCUGGGGAUUCCACAGCACACAGAGUGAAAAAUGAACAUACCCCUUUCCCAUCUUUGUUUCCCUAAAUUCCCAUAUAUAUAUUUUCAGUUUAUAUAACAUAAAGCUUCGUACAGCCAUGGCUUGACUCUUGAUCUAGCUGUGAUCUUCACAAGCAAUUUCAUCUCUUUUGGCCUCUGUUUUCUUGUCCUAAAAUGAAGAUAACAAUGAGUAGGUAGCUCGUGGGACCGUGAUGAAGAUUAAGUAAGAUUUAUGUGUGUAGAGCCUGAGACCAGUGCCUUGUACAUUAUCAGCGCUCCACAGAGUCUAGCUGCUUUUGUUAUUAAUAGUGCUCAUUGAUAGUUUUAUAUUAAAAUUCCUUUGAAGCCAUGUAGAAAUCGAUCCUUUCCAAGUAGUCAUCAUAUUCCUUUUGGCUGGACUUUGCAAAUGAAUGUAUCAAUAGGAACACUUUGUAUUUACUUCGUGUUUACUUUGUUUUUACUCUCCUCACUUUUUCCCGAGUUCAUGUAUCCGGAGGGCUGGACUGUGGGUUUCUCCUUGCGGCAGUGGCGGGAGGGGAGAUUACGAACUGUGGGGACCAGAGUCAUGGCAGGAAAGGCAUUUAGAAAGUUUGUUCCACUCUUUGACCGCGUAUUAAAUGAAAGGAGUGCAGCCGAAACUGUAACCAAAGGAGGCAUUAUGCUUCCAGAAAAAUCUCAAGGAAAAGUAUUGCAGGCAACAGUAGUUGCUGCUGGAUCGGGCUGUAAAGGAAAGGGUGGAGGGAUUCAGCCAGUGAGUGUGAAAGUUGGAGAUAAAGUACUUCUCCCAGAAUAUGGAGGCACUAAAGUAGUUCUAGAUGACAAGGAGUAUAAGGAUUAUUUCUUAUUUAGAGAUGGCGACAUUCUUGGAAAAUACAUAGACUGAAAUGUCACUAUUGAAAUGGUAUCACGUGAAGCUGCCCAUUCCACUAAAGUUCUGAAAUCUUUUCAUCAUGUAAAUAAUUUCCACCUCUCUUUUAUAAUAAACUAAUGAUAUCCAAACUAAUGACAUCCAGUGUCUCUAAAAUUUAGUUUCACUGCACUGAUAGAAACAUUUCCAAAUGAAAAUAUAUAAAUGAAAAAAAAAAAAAAAAGAAAAGAGUGACCUUGAAAGCAAUUGUAGGUAGCUACUUUAUUUUGAAUUCAGGUAUUUUUUAAAACAAACAAUACUGCUUGGAUUGGGUUUUAGGUAUAGCGGUUUGGUAAAAAGCUGGAGAAAAAUUGUUUAAAAGCUUCUCCUAUAAUUUUUUCCCUUGAUCCAAUAAAAUAUUAUUCUAACAAAAUAGCUGCAGUUCUCUUGGCAUAUACUGAAAGGCAUGAUUCUGGGGAACAUUUGUUUCAGUUAUACUGGAGUUUUGUUCUGCUGUGUUUUUUCGAUGAUAGGGAGGAAGAACCUGGCACGAAAUUCUCAGCGCUUCUAUAAAUACUGACAUUAAUUUUUGUGCAGAUGUGUGAAUUUUAUUUAAAAUAUUUAUGUAUAAAUUAGGAAGAUGCAAAAAUGAAUUUUAUCUGAUUUUUAAUCAAAUGGUUAGGAGUUACUGUGAAAUAGAUAUUUCAUGAAAUGUUCCACCUUUAGUGAGAGUUCUGUCUGUUUCAGGGAAGUAUGUGUAGGAAACAGAGGUACCAGAAACAGACUUCAUCCUGCAGAAGUUCACAUCACGUGCUCUCUUCAGACAAUGCAUUAGCAAGACAUUCUUCCUUCUAACGGCUUAUGGGGCUAAGGCUUAAUGUGGAUUUCACUCCAUGUUCUUUUCCCUUUAUUUCUUGGAGAAGGCUAAAUAUAUCGAUCUCUCAAUAGUGUUCAUAUUUUUGAUGUGGAAUAACUCUGGAUUAGAUUCUGCUGUGCAUUCAGAGGCCAUAAAAGGAGAAAAGGGCUCUAAAAAUACUUAUCGGAUUUUUAAACUGCUAUAGAGUCUGCCCUCCCUGUGGGGCUGGCGGGGGAGCUGCAUCCUCCGAUUCAACCGACUGUAGAUCAAAAUGUCCACACAAAUUUAAUCAAUAGUCAGUCUAGGAAAGAAAUGGAAAAUUUUAUUUGAGCCAACCUGAGGAUUAUAACCUGGGAGACAGUCUCUCAGAGAGCUCGGAGGACUGUUCCAAAGAGGUAAGGGGGAGGCCAGGUGCAGGAUUUGGGAGCGGGGGUACAUGCAAAAAAGCACACAUCUUGGGAGGAGGUUACUGCUGUUUGCAAGAAACAGGUAUUUCAGUUAAUGGUUUUAGUGCUUUUCUAAGUGUGGAAAGACACAAGAAACUGGAUUUAUAAAAUUUUUUUCUGAAACAUCUAACCACCUGAGGGCCGGUUCUGACAGUUUUCCCAGAGCACAGAAUGCCUCAUCCUGAUCUUUGCCCUGAAUUCCUUUCAUGGUGUGCUGUGUAGGGUCAGUGACUGCAGGGGCUGAAAUCCAGAAGACUGGAUUCUUGUACAAAUGGGUGGUGGGCAGUGCUCUUUGUCUGAUAGUCCCCUCCCUUUUGGUCUUAAUUGCUACUAAGGUUUGGGAGGCAUUUUGUGACCACUCUGUCCCACAGUGCAAGGAACGCUCGUUCCCAGGUCAGGGGAGGAUUUGGUUGACAGGCCACUCCAUGUGCUGUUACUGGACUAGGCUCUGGUAACAGUAGCCAAAAGCCUCUGGACCGCCUGUCUGACUAGCCUGUUAUGGUCCAGGAAAUGGUUCUGUCUUGUUGCUUCUUCCCAUAUCUAGAGUUACACUAUUACAAUCAUUUAUCUUAUCCAGCUAUAUAUUUGAUCAAUCUUUUCAAGUCACCCAGUCAUCAUUCAUUUCAUCAGAGGCUCAGUCAUACACUUGGUAAUGCAGGGAACAAAUCUUGUAAAAUAGGCAGAAUACAAGUAAUAUAUCUAGUAACAUCAAUAAGGUCACAAGUAAGUUUUCUUUUUUUUUUAACAAAGGUUGAAAUCUAUUUUAUAAGUAAGUAUUUAAGGGAAGAGCUUCCAUUAGGUGUGGCCCAGUAUCUCCCCAGGUCGUCUGACCAGUCGAUUCUGCAUCAGUCACUGUCUUUAAGGAGAGUAAUAUGUUGGCCUGUACGUAAAGCUCACCAAAGAUGUCUGCAGGUACAAGGUGAGUGGCAGGUCUCCGUUGUGACCCCUUAGACAACAGACGAAGGAAUGUUAUCUUCUAAGGAGUUACACGGCUGGCGUCAGAAGACAAACAAUUGAUCUCUGUGUUUGAGCAGGUACUUCUGCCAUUGGUGGGGGGGUCUGGUUAACGCACAGAGCAGAUGCACAGUGCACAGCAGAGGGGAGGGAGGAGGCCAAAGGGCAGAGGAAAUUUUCUGUUUAAAUUUUCCUUGCCUUGCCUUAAAAUGUGAAUUGAAACAAACAUCAGAAAAUAUUUGGGAAGAGAAAAUUCCAGAAAGUUCCAAGAAACAAAACUUGAAUUUGUCAUA
Camelus dromedarius (Arabian camel) is the source of this 5554-nucleotide messenger RNA. Its product is annotated as 10 kDa heat shock protein, mitochondrial-like. Gene Ontology annotation, molecular function: ATP binding; metal ion binding; protein folding chaperone. The coding region runs from base 2565 to 3041 and encodes 158 amino acids. The record is from RefSeq and is a predicted model, not a curated record. Gene Ontology annotation, cellular component: mitochondrial matrix. NCBI's taxonomy places the organism in Eukaryota, Metazoa, Chordata, Mammalia, Artiodactyla, Camelidae. The transcript has a single exon.